AUGAAUUUUAUAAAACGUCCAUUUCAUCAUACUAAUUCAACAUCAACUACAGCAGCAUCAAGUAAUUUACGAGAUCCACUUACUGUACCAUCAUCACCACCAUCUGCAGCUAAAACAAAUUCAUCAUUAACUGGUUCUGUUCGUUUUAAUGAUUUAAUAAGUACUCAACCAAAAUUUAAUGAACGUGAAAAAUAUCUUACUGCUAAAUAUCCUCAACAACAAAUGCAAUUAAUACGUAAACGAUUAAAAGUUGAAUUUUGGCUUGAUGAUCAAUUACGAUCACUAUAUGAUAUAAAAGAUGACAGUUCACAAGAAGAUCAUGAUCAUUGUCCAGGAGAUUUAAUUGAUUCUCUUUUAGAUAUUGAAAAUGAUUCACAACGACGUACAUUUCUUCUUGAGAAAUUAAGAAAUGUCAAACAAUCUCGUUCUAUAAUAAUGGAGUUCAUUGAUGAAUUAUUGCAUCGUGUGAAAAUGUUGUAA
Rotaria sordida is the source of this 480-nucleotide messenger RNA. The record is from the annotation of a GenBank genome assembly. NCBI's taxonomy places the organism in Eukaryota, Metazoa, Rotifera, Eurotatoria, Philodinida, Philodinidae.